AUGCCUCAUAAUACAAAACGCAAAGUAGUUAACAACUUAAAAUUAUGCCCCAAUUGCCUUUACAAUCAUCACGGUAAACCCUGCAUUUCAAACAAAAAAUGUCGUAUUUGCCAUAAUGAUCAUAACUCGCUGUUACACGAGGCAUUUACGUCACCUGGCCCGCACGUGUCGGUGCGAUCGUCAUCAAGUUCAACGCCCGGCUCGUCCGCCGCCGUCAUACCGCACAAUCAGCAAGUACAAAGCAGCAGCCAUGCACUUCAUGAUGACAUAUCAGAAAUUCUUUUACCCACUGCCCUCAUUCAAAUAAAAGGAAUUGAUGGUGAAUAUCACGUCAUGCGGGCCCUCUUAGACCAAGGGUCGCAAACAUCCCUUAUAACAGAGAAUGCCGCACAAUUGCUUAGACUCCCUCGCCAGCGGUGUAAAGGUGUGAUCACAGGCGUAGGUGCCAAGGAAAACAACUGCAAAGGGAUAAUUACUAUUGAAUGCAAAUCAUUAAAAACUGACUUUGAAUUUAAAAUAGAUGCAUAUAUUAUCAAAAAUGUAAUUAAAAAUUUACCAAGUUCAGCAUUCACGAAACCCGAUUGGCCAUAUUUAGAUCAUAUUUCUUUAGCGGAUCCUGAAUUCUAUAUAAGUCGUCCUGUCGAUAUUUUAUUAGGAGCAGACGUUUACUCACAUAUAUUAUUAGAUGGAAUAUGCAAAUCAGGCAAAAACCUACCUACAGCACAACAGACGGAAAUUGGAUGGAUAUUGAGCGGUAACGUGAAAACUCUACAGUGUAACGUUGUUAUUAAUAAUUUACAAGAAAUACAAACAUUUUGGGAGAUCGAGGAUAUAUCAGAAACACCAAAUUUAUCAUUAGAAGAUCAGGAAUGCGUCAAUUUUUAUAAAUCUACAACAAUACGACGAAGCGACGGACGAUACGAAAGCGCCACAGAGAGCAAUGACAAUAAUCAAGAAAAAUUCGAAUUUAAACAUACAGAAUCAACUAAAACUUUGGGACUUCGGUGGGACCCCGAAAAUGAUGAUUUUACUUUUCAAAUACAAACAACUUUUUCUUCAACACGGCCUACUAAAAGAAAUUUACUCUCGGAAAUUUCUCAAAUAUUCGACCCUUUGGGUUGGUUGUCAUCAGUUACUACAAAGUUUAAAAUUAUUUUUCAAAUGGUUUGGGAAACAAAGUUGCGAUGGGAUGACCCUAUUACAGAUACUAUUUUCAGAGAGUGGAAUUUGGCUAAAAACUGUAUUCAAGAUAUAAAUCAAUGUCGUGUGCCAAGGUGGCUCCAUACAAAAGAAAAUCAAGAAAUAGAAUUGCAUGGAUUUUGUGACGCAAGUACGAAAGCCUACGCUUGCGUUGUGUAUUGCAAAACAACGGGUCAAUCACCUACAAUCGUGUUAGUCGCCGUGAAAACAAAAUUAGCGCCCAUCAGCAAAAAACUUACUUUACCUCGACUUGAAUUAAGUGGGGCACUGUUACUGUCUAAAUUAAUUUUAAAAUUAAAAGAAUGCCUAAACUAUUAUGAAAUAAAAACUUAUUGUUGGGUUGACUCUCAAGUUGUGUUAGGGUGGCUCAAUGGAGAAGCAGAAAAAUGGAAGCCAUUCGUUGUCAAUCGAGUUAAAACUAUUACAAACUCAGUACCAUCUGAAUGCUGGAGAUACGUCAAAUCAAAAGAGAACCCGGCGGACUGCGCUAGCCGCGGUAUCACAGCAUCAGAAUUAAAAGAACAUUCGCUGUGGUGGCAAGGCCCAGGAUGGUUAAAGACGCAUGAAUAUCAAGAACAAAACCAAAACCAUACCUACACCACGAAUGAAGAAAAAAGAACAGCAAACAAAGUUUUAGCAUGGGUGCGAAGAUUUAUCAGAAAAGAAAGAGAAAACACGGAAUUUUUAUCAGUUAAAGAGUUGAAAGAAUCAAGAGAACAAAUUAUAAAGCAAGUUCAGCAAGAAGAAUUUUAUGAAGAAAUUAAAUGUUUGCAACAAGGCAAACUAAUUUACAAUAAAAGCAAAAUAUCAUGUCUCAACGCAAUGUUAGAUGAAAACGGUUUGCUGCGCGUGGGAGGAAGACUACGGCAUGCAGAUAUUGAUCCCGAAAUGAAGCAUCCCAUUAUCUUACCAAGCAAUACUCGAUUAGCAGACCUUUAUAUAGUGAUCAAGGAGAUUCCCAUUGUGACGUCAUAUCAAUCCAACUACAACUUGAGUACUCGGGAUUGGAAUACAAUAACCACCUGUUGCUUAGUCAACAUUCCGGCACGCGCUAAGACAAGCGCCGACGCCGCGGCCUUCUCAAUGGUGUCGGAUAUAUUGCUAACAGCCUGUUCGGUGUACUCGACGAUCUUUUCGCCGAACAAUAUAAACAAUGAGAAUCAUUUGGCUUUACUUCUAAAAAAUCAAACGUCUGUCUUAGAGGUUGAGUAUAAUAUUUUGAAGAGGAAUGAAGAAUCUCUCAAUAAACAACACAAAAUGCUCAAUCAGCUUUCCAUGAACCUUGAAAACUUAGAAAAUUUUCUAAAGAGUGAAUCCGCAAAAAAUGCUUUAAUUAAUGAAUUUAGUUUGGGUGCAAUAGCAGUGAGUAACAUGUUAAGGCAAUUAGAAACAAUGCAGACUACAUUAUUAAAUACCGUAAUAGACGUCUAUCAUGGCAGGUUCAAUUUUCAUUUGAUAAACCCAGACCAGCUAAGAAAUACACUAAGUACAAUAUCAAGUCAUCUCACUAAGGACGUUUCAUUACCUAUUAACAACCUCCAAACAGAUUUUACAAGAAUUUAUCAUCUAUUAAAGGUCAAAGCAAGGAUGUGCAGAGAAUAUCUAAUAUUUGAAUUAAAAGUUCCUCUAAUUACUCGGGACUCAUUCGAAAUCAUGAACAUUUUAUCAAUUCCUCGAGCUAUUAGUAACUCGAACAUGGCGAAAAUAAUACCCGUUGCGGAAGCGGACCACGAGGAUGGCGAAGUAGUGACAUACAACCGCGCGAUGCUGCCGCCGUACUACGCGCUGCUGCGCCUGUGCUGCCGGCGCUCGGCCGCCUUCGCACGCGCGCUCGCGCAGCACCAGAACAUACACUGGGCGUUCCGCAAUAUCGCGCCCCACGCGCAUCUCUACCCCGGCGCCGCGGACGAACUUCUGAGGUUAGCGCGUAUCCUGGCGGCGCGCGGCGGCACCGGCGGUGCGGGCGGCGGCGAGGGCGUGGACGCGCGCGAGGCCGCUGCCUUCAGGCGGAGCACGCUCUCUGCAUAUUUACAGGGUUUAAACGGACGAACGUGUUGGACGACUUUGAUAUCAGCAUUCUGCACGCUCGUCGAGAACGAGGACGAUAGACUUUAUGUAGUUUAUAAUGGAGGACUGCAGAUGACUUUUGAAGCUCUACACAGUCUCCACGCGGUGUACGUAGAGGGCGGCGCGGGCGUGGGCGGCGUGGGCGUGGGCGUGAACGCGAGCGGGGCGGUGCGCGCCGAGCUGGGCGCGGCGCUGCGCUGGGCGCGCGCGCUGUGCCGCACGCUGCGCACGCGCCGCGACGCCAAGGAGGCGCGCGCGCUGCUCCUCGCCUGCAAGGACUGGCCGGAGUGCGCGCGCCGACUGCUCACACUGCUCAACUUGCACCAGCGCACGCCCCGUCUGCCGCAUGCUGCUCUCGGUGUGCUCCGCGAGCUGGUGCUGAUCGGCGGCGGCGCGGCGCUGGGCGCGCUGGUGCCGCUGGCGGCAGGCGCGCACGCCGCCGCGCGCGCCGCCUCGCGCCCGCGCGUGCGCUCGCACUCGCACCCGCACCCGCACUCGCCGCCGCGCCCCGCCCUCUACAGGCCCUAUCACAAAUUUAUCGACACGUGCUGCCGCGUGGCGCGCAGCCAGCGCUGCAUGUCGGAGCAGCUCGUGCUGCUGUCGGCGCUGUGCGCGCUCGAGGCCGUGCCGCUGCGCUUCAAUUACUUCGCCGCCUUCUGGAGAGACGUUGCUGCGUCGCCGGCCGAUGCGAAAUUAGAAGAAAUGCUGUUAGAGUGCAGCGUAGUAGCGGAGUACGUGGACGCGGUGUUGCUCGACGAGCGAGAGUCGCUCGCGGACCCCGCCAUAUAUGACUUCAUGCAACAUUACUAUCCUAAACUGGGCGCCGCAACGAGUCCGAGCGCGUCGAGCGCGAGCACGGCGGGCGGCGGCGGCGGUGGCGUGGCGAUGGCGGGCGGCGCGGCGCGCGCGGCCGAGGCGCUGGCGGACGAGCUGGCGGGCAGCGCCGCGCGCGCGCCGCUGGCCGCGCUGCUGGGCGGCGCGCGCGCGCUGCUGCUGCUGGCUGAGCGCGCGCGCCCGCCGCCCGCCGCGCUGCACCGCGCCGCCGCCGCGCUGCACCAGCGACUCAUCAGACCCACCGAAGAGGAAAACGGUGAGACGGAAGCGAGUGGCGCAGCUAGCGAGGUUCGCUGCCCGUCCGUCGACGGCAGCGACGCGGACGAGCCGCUCGAGGAAUCGGACGAGUCUGAGGAAGCGGCGCCCGCGCUGCCGGAUCUGCUGCCGCUGCUGUCGCACGCGCUGCGCCGCCUCCACCAGUUGCAGCAGCCGCCCGAUGAC
Molecule: messenger RNA, 4542 nt
Organism: Brenthis ino (lesser marbled fritillary)
Lineage: Eukaryota; Metazoa; Arthropoda; Insecta; Lepidoptera; Nymphalidae
Source: the annotation of a GenBank genome assembly